AACGUAAGAGAGCGUGUUUGGUACUUACCACAGAAGAGAAAGAGAGUCAACGAAGAACUAUAGGGUCUUUUUCGGUACUACCACGAAAUGAUUACAGGUCAAAGAUUGAGUUUUGAUUUCACCGCAUGCAGUGGUUCGUUAAACAAAUCGGUGGUGGCAUUGAUGGAGGAGAGUUCAUUACUGUUGUUGAAUUGGUGGAAGAGAUUCACAUGAAGGUCAAGGAGAAUGAGAAUGUGGGUUUGACUUUGGCCGCCGUGAAGAGUGCGGUGGUAUGUGUUGGACACAGAGUAAUGUAUGGAUUUCCAAAUGUUGAUGCUGAUGUGUUGGAGGAUCAUACUCAGGCUUGUCUCUGGUGUUGGGAGACCAGAGAUGUGAAGUUGCUUCCGAAUUCUGUGCGUGGGGCAUUGAAAAUUCGGCGGAUGUGUAGGAGGAAGAUUCAUGAGAGGAUUACUGCUGUUUCUGGUAAAUUUUUCUGGAUAAGAUGGAAACAUGGAGACAUUUUCUUUUAA
Molecule: messenger RNA, 509 nt
Organism: Pistacia vera
Lineage: Eukaryota; Viridiplantae; Streptophyta; Magnoliopsida; Sapindales; Anacardiaceae
Product: chromatin assembly factor 1 subunit FAS1-like
Exons: 2
Coding region: 126-509 (127 amino acids)
Biological process (GO): nucleosome assembly
Cellular component (GO): nucleus; CAF-1 complex
Source: RefSeq, a predicted model, not a curated record